CGCGCUUUUUUGCUCCUCUAAUCUGCAAACAAUUGCUGAGUUUCGGCUGGAGGCUGAGCUGGACAGAAAUAAGCAGAAACAAGGUUGUUUGAAGCCCUGAACAUCAGUCAUGUCAGAGUUAAGUGGGAAGGUCCAAACCGUCCUGGGUCUGGUGGAUCCGGACCAGCUGGGCCGAACCAUGACCCACGAGCACCUGACCAUGACCUUCGAGUGCUGCUUCUUCCCCCCUCCUCCGGGUGACGAGGCGGUCGCGGAGAACCCGUUCCAGAUGCAGCACAUGCACUGGCUGAGGCAGAACCCUUACAGCUGCCACGAGAACCUGCUGCUGCAGCAGGAGACCGGCGCCGUGCAGGAGGAGCUGCUGGCCUACAGGAAGGCCGGAGGGGGCACGAUAGUGGAGAACACCACCACGGGCAUCGACCGAGACCUGCCCACCCUCAAGCAGCUGGCCAAGAACACUGGGGUCCACGUCAUCGCGGGGGCAGGGUUCUAUGUGGACUGCACCCAUACUGAGGCCACCAAGAGAAUGAGCGUGGAGAAGCUCACAGACAUCAUCGUCAGCGAGGUGCUUCACGGCGCCGACGGCACUGACAUCCGCUGUGGCGUGAUCGGGGAGAUCGGCACCGGCUGGCCCAUCACGGAGAGUGAGACGAAGGUGCUGAGGGCCACGGCUCACGCUCAGACACAGCUCGGCUGCCCCGUCAUCAUCCAUCCCGGCAGGAAUCCAGCAGCUCCAGCUGAAAUCGUCCGGAUUCUCCAGGAGGCCGGUGGUGACAUCAGCAAAACUGUCAUGUCACACCUGGACAGGACCAUAUUCGAUGAUGGAGAACUGCUUGAGUUUGCGAAGUUGGGGAGUUACCUGGAGUACGAUCUGUUUGGAACAGAGAUGCUGAACUACCCGUAUAACCUGGAGGUGGACAUGCCCAGUGACAGCCAGAGAGUGAAGACCUUGGCGGUCCUCGUGAAGGAGGGCUACGAGGACAAGAUAGUGGUUGCGCACGACAUCCACACCAAGAACCGCCUCACCAAGUACGGCGGCCACGGCUACUCUCACAUCCUGAAGAACAUCGUGCCGAAGAUGCUGACGAGGGGCAUCUCGCAGCGGCAGGUGGAUAAAAUCCUCAUCGACAACCCCAAACACUGGCUGACCUUCAAAUAAAGCAGAAAGAGAGACCCCAAGGAAGGCGUUUCGAUGUGGCGAUUAUUUUAUCUUCAGGUGAUGACUGAACACACGACAAUAAAUACUUAAAGAUCUUUGCAAUAAUGACUUGCAACAUGCUUUUGGACCCUCAAACCAAUGAGCUGCUGUGCAUGAAUUUGUCUUAAAUGUCAAUAUUUCAAUUUUUCAGCUUGGCAAAAUGUUUAGUAACUUUGUCUUUCCAAUGGAAAAUAAUUACAGCCUGUUGUUUCAUCCAGCUGAGAGAGUUUUAACAGAGGCCAUCGUUAAUUAAAACUUGAUUUCAUAUUUGUGAUUAUAUUACUCACUUUGUAAACGAAUAAUACGGAGGAGCCUCGCACGAUCACAGUGCCUUUCAUGAGCAGACUUGUUUUGGUUCCAUCAUGUCUCCAAAAAAAUUGCUUUACUUGACUCCAUCAAUGCGAAUGCAAUCUAAAACAAAUAUUUCCUUUUACUCUUACGGUGCUCACAAAUAGGGUGCUAAUUGAUUUUUCAAUGUCAUCGUUGUUGCUCUGUCUUUGUACGUGUCUGUGUUUGGUGUCUGCAAACACGUUUUAUGGGAUGAAAAUAAUGAGCGUGUUAGUAAUCAGUAUGCCGCUCUGCUCUCGACACAACGCGGCUGUGUUAGAUGAGUUGUCCUGUUGCCCCUCAGUGGGUGUCUGGGUGCCUAUGGGAGGCUGAAUGGAUGAAGGACACGUUCUCUCAUCUGGGAACAGGUGGCCUCACAGGGUGACUUCUCCACAUGAUCAAUGGCGAAAAAGUGACUGUGCUCCGUGAAGAAAAAAAAAUCAUAUAUAACUUUGAUUAAUCUCCUGAGAGGAUUAAAAAGUGAGCAAGAAGAUUUAAUUUUUCCAUGAUAUCUUACACAUAAACUGACAUUCUUAACUGGAGGGGCUUCGCAAUCGGCAGAUGCAUCGUGGAAACAUGUCUGUCAGUGUGACUGUCCAGUUUUGUGAUGGUGACUAAGCACCAGACCACCCUGUUGCCCCAACCAGCUGUCGUAUUUAGACAAGAAAAAAUGAGUUACAAUGAUAAUGUUGUUACAGUGCUUCAAUGUGAACAUCAGAAUGGCCGUUGUUAUGCUGCACAUAGUUGAAAUGCCAUUUUAUAUAUAUAUAUAUAUAUAUAUAUAUAUAUA
This is a messenger RNA of Anoplopoma fimbria (sablefish), 2315 nucleotides long. RefSeq names its product phosphotriesterase related (gene pter). The record is from RefSeq and is a predicted model, not a curated record. Gene Ontology annotation, biological process: catabolic process. The coding region runs from base 110 to 1159 and encodes 349 amino acids. Lineage: Eukaryota; Metazoa; Chordata; Actinopteri; Perciformes; Anoplopomatidae. The transcript has 5 exons. Gene Ontology annotation, molecular function: zinc ion binding.